Messenger RNA from Diaporthe batatas, 1155 nucleotides. RefSeq names its product methionine aminopeptidase MAP1. Gene Ontology annotation, molecular function: metalloaminopeptidase activity. The record is from RefSeq and is a predicted model, not a curated record. The transcript is spliced from 5 exons. Bases 1 to 1155 code for a protein of 384 amino acids. Lineage: Eukaryota; Fungi; Ascomycota; Sordariomycetes; Diaporthales; Diaporthaceae. Gene Ontology annotation, biological process: proteolysis.
AUGACCGACGAGCCCCCGUCCAAGCGCAAGUGCCUCGGCGUCGACUGCGACAACGAUGCCGGGUCGCUCCAGUGCCCGACGUGCCUGAAACUGGGGAUCAAGGACAGCUUCUUCUGCUCCCAGGACUGCUUCAAGAAGAGCUGGGGCACCCACAAGUCAAUGCACAAGCAAGAAAACAAGACCGGCUACUACAACCCCUUCCCGAACUUUUCCUACACCGGCCCUCUCCGGCCCGUGUACCCUCUCUCGCCGCGACGUGAAAUCCCAAAGACGAUCCCCCACCCCGACUACGCCGCCGAUGGCAUUCCCAAGGCAGGACGGUCCCUCGUGAACCGUAACAAGGUCGAGAUCCUAGACAAGAAGGCCCAGGAUGCGAUGCGCAAGGUCUGCCGGCUGGCGCGGGAAGUCCUCGACAUUGCCGCUGCUGCGGUCCGACCUGGCAUUUCCACCGACGAGAUCGACAGGAUCGUACACGAGGAGUGCAUCAAGCGCAACUCCUACCCAUCGCCCCUGAACUACAACCACUUCCCCAAGUCUGUUUGCACGUCCAUCAACGAGGUCAUCUGUCACGGUAUUCCCGACCAGCGCAUUCUUAUGGACGGCGACAUUGUCAACCUGGACGUCACGCUCUACCAUGAGGGCUACCACGGUGACCUGAACGAGACAUACUACGUGGGCGACCGGGCCAGGGCUGACCCCGACACCGUGCGCGUCGUGGAGGCUGCCAGGGAGUGUCUGGAUGAGGCCAUCAAGCUCGUGAAGCCGGGCACGCUGUACCGUGACUUUGGUAACGCGAUCGAGAAGCAUGCCAAGACCAAGAACACCAGCGUUAUCCGGACCUAUGUCGGCCACGGCAUCAACACGAUCUUCCACUGCCCGCCAAACAUCCCUCACUACGCCAAGAACAAGGCGGUUGGCGAGUGUAAGCCUGGCCAGACCUUCACCAUUGAGCCCAUGAUUGCGCUGGGCAAAUACCGGGAUAUCACCUGGCCGGACAACUGGACCAGCACGACCAUUGACGGAAAGAAGACGGCCCAGUUCGAGCACACCUUGCUUGUUACUGAGGAUGGUGUGGAGGUACUGACCGCACGUCUUCCGAACUCUCCUGGUGGCCCUAUACCGGUCCCCGAAAAGCCGACAAAUGGCGCCGAGUAG